This is a messenger RNA of Prorocentrum cordatum, 900 nucleotides long. The record is from the annotation of a GenBank genome assembly. NCBI's taxonomy places the organism in Eukaryota, Dinophyceae, Prorocentrales, Prorocentraceae.
GCCCGAGUGCGAGCUGCGGCUGCGUCGCGGGGCUGCUGGCGCUGACCCGGGAGAGCAGGCUGCUGGGUCGGGGUCGGGGAGGCGCGACGCCCUGGCCCAAGCAGCACGAUCAAGGUGCACGUGGCCAAUGUCACGCGCUGGAGCGCCAGCUGGCGCGGCGCCUUGGCAGCGCAGGCCGACGUGUGGUGCGUGCAGGAGGCCCGCGUUCCAAAGCUGGAGGCGGCUGCGGCGAUGGCUGCAGCGCGGGCUCGCGGGAUGCGGUUGCACUUGGGUCCGGAGCUGGAAGGCGAGCAUCUUCUGGCGGCCGCGCACGCGCCUGGGACGUGCUCAGCCCAGGCCGAGGCCAUGUGUGGCCUCUCUGGCCGGCACCCGGGCCGCCUCCAGCACGUGGCGGUGCACCUGGGCGGGAGUCGCGCCGUCCACCUCCUGAACGUUUACGUGUGCGCUGGGGGGCGGAUCGACCCGGAGCGCAACGCCGACCUGAUCCUGGAGGGCCUCGAGUGGAUCCGGGGCCUGGGCGGCGCGCCCGCCCUCCUGGUAGGCGACUUGAACUGCAACGUCGCCGACUCGGGCCUGGAGGGCUUGCUGGGCCUGGCCGGCUGGCGUGAUGUCCUGGCGGCGGCUGGCCCCACCUGCAUCCCCUCCGAUGGGGCCCCAUCGAGGCAGGACUAUGCGCUGGUCAAUCCGGAGGCGCUGGGGCUCAUCGAGCGGGUUGGCAUCAGGUGGGACCUCGGGUUUGCCACCCGCGCGGCCCUCUGGGUGGAGCUGCGCCCGUCGGCCCCGGAGCGGGCCCUCAUGCCCUGAGGUCUGAAAGGAACAAAUUUUGGGAACAUCAUUAAGUUCCCAAAUGUUUGUCCCCGAUGCUACAGAUGCACAAUAACAUGAUGUUUUGACACCUGC